Sordaria macrospora k-hell is the source of this 2247-nucleotide messenger RNA. RefSeq lists its product as uncharacterized. The record is from RefSeq and is a predicted model, not a curated record. Gene Ontology annotation, molecular function: 1-alkyl-2-acetylglycerophosphocholine esterase activity. NCBI's taxonomy places the organism in Eukaryota, Fungi, Ascomycota, Sordariomycetes, Sordariales, Sordariaceae.
AUGCCACCACCAACACAACAUCCUUCUGCCCCGGAACAAUCCAGCUCUUCACGAUACUCCUCGUCCACCUCUUCACGUCCCUCAUCACCACAAGAUGAACCCUCUCAACCCUCCUUCCCCCGCAUCUCCUCUUCCUCCUCUUACUCCCAACCAUCUCAGCCAAACAAUGAUCAGCCACCCAGAGAUGAUCGACCGCCCCAGCUAUCCCACCGAGCUACCACCCGCAAUGCCAACGCUCGCACAUCAACCAUCCGUACAUCCACCGCCACCGGCGCUCCCUCACGCCCUUCUCACCAAUCUCCACCCCGCCGAGCUGCAGGACCACCCGAUACCCUCCGCGAAAAGAUCUUCCACGCCCUGCCUCCCCACACGGGACCCCUAAACGUCGGUUUCAUGGAACUCGAGCUUCCCGUCCGCGACCCGCGCACUUUUUCGCACAUUAAACGCAACGGGGAGUGUGCGCUCAAGCUCGACACCGUCCUUUUUGCAGUGUACUACCCGUGCGAAGGACCGGAGGAGAAGCCGAAGGAGAAAGCGAUAAUGACAAGGGAUCGGAUCCGGCGAUGCAGGGGAAGUGGGAAUUGGGAGGGAUGGGAUGAUGAAAGGAGGGAGGAAGGAAAUGGGGUUGAGAAGGAAGGAAAGAGAAGGGGAAUGAAGAAUGGGGGAUUGACGAGGCCGCCUUGGCUACCUAGGCCGAGAUUGAGUACGUGCAAGGGGUACGCUAACUUUGCGAACAUGCCGAAUGCGCCGGUUGCUACGUACUUUGCUUUGACGAGCAUGUUUACCAAGUUGCCGGCGUGGCGAAACGCGAAGCUGAGCGAUGGGCCGUCAUUGGCGGGACCGGAGGAGAUGGGAGAGGAAGCGCUGAAUAGGGGGUUCAGUGAUACGAGCGAAGUGACACUUGUCUGGGGCCCGAGGCCGGCGCCGGAUGCGGAGGAGUUACGAAGACGGAGGGCGAAGUACCCGGUCAUCAUGUUCAGCCACGGCCUCGGCGGGUCGAGGACGGUGCACAGUACCAUCUGCGGAGAACUAGCCAGCUACGGAUUUGUGGUGGUCGCGAUGGAGCACCGCGAUGGAAGCGGAGCGAGGACCUACGUGAAUAAGGAAGGGUCAUUGCCGGACUUGUGCAGCCAGAACCUGGAUCGGAGGUCGAACACGAAACGGGAGAAGGAAGAAGGUUCGCUAUUCCACAAGAAACGACAACGGAAGAAGAAUGGCAACAACAAGCCGUACUACAUGGUGGACUACCUCUUUCCGCUCGACAACGCGCAAGAUACCCGACCGCAUAACCCGGCCGGAGUAGACACGGAGUUACGUUCGGCGCAAAUAGACAUGAGAUGUGCCGAGAUCCAAGAGGCAUACUACAUCUUGGGAAUGAUCAAUGACGGGCAAGGAGAAGAGGUUGCGCGCCGCAAUCUAAGGAAGAAAGGAAAUAAAGGCUCAAGCUCAAAGGGGCUCAUCGGCAUCGACUGGGUGGAUUGGACGGGAAGGCUAUACCUGAAUGAUGUGACGAUGAUGGGUCACUCGUUCGGAGGAGCAACGGCGGCGCAAGUGCUCAGAUUACACGAAGACUUCACGUGGAUCUCGCAGGGUAUCUUACUCGACGCGUGGGGCCCAGCGAUGCCGGAGGACUCGAGCGAGGAGCACAAGAUCCGGAAGCCAAUAUUGGCCCUCGGUAGCGAGGCCUUCAUGCACUGGAAGGACAAUUUCAAACGCGUAGAGAAACUCUGCCUCGAAGCCCGGGAGGCGGGCGUUCCUGCUUGGAUGACGACGAUCCGGGGCUCGGUCCACCUGGCAGCGGCGGAUUUUGCGGUCCUUUAUCCAAAUUGGAUGUCACUGCUUAUGAAGUCUCUUGUGAAUCCAAAGCGCGCGAUCCAGCUUCAUGUCGAAUCGGCACUUGAGUUUUUCAGAAUGACGCUCCCAGAACAACAGCAUGCCAGAUUCAGCAAAGCCUGGCCGUUCGAAGAGGGGCUGCUGACGACGACACCGGGUGCGGCUAACGAGGUCUCUUUGGAAUUCCGGCCUGACAAGAAAUGGGUAGCCGCUCGGCUAAAGAUUCCCCAUGAGUUCAAGCUACGCGUCCGAAGCUGGGCCAAGAGGAGAAUACAACCAGGCCCAGAUAUACCAAGAGAUGGAAGGGGAAAGCCCCUUGCAGGACUGGUAAACUGGGGUGCAGGAAACGAAAUCUGGGUGCACAUCAGUCCAGACAAGGAGGAAGUGCCCAAUGUAAGCGAAGAGGCAGAGUAG